Medicago truncatula (barrel medic) is the source of this 1927-nucleotide messenger RNA. Its product is annotated as E3 ubiquitin protein ligase DRIP2. The transcript is spliced from 8 exons. Bases 306 to 1595 code for a protein of 429 amino acids. The record is from RefSeq and is a predicted model, not a curated record. NCBI's taxonomy places the organism in Eukaryota, Viridiplantae, Streptophyta, Magnoliopsida, Fabales, Fabaceae. Gene Ontology annotation, molecular function: ubiquitin-protein transferase activity.
AUAAAAGACACAAGAAAAGAGAGAGAAACGAACGACUUGGUUUGUGUUUGUGUUUGGUACUUUGGUUCAUUUCAUGCUCUUUUCGAUUCAGAUCAUUCACAACGCAAACUCAACACAAUCUCUCUCACCAAAUCCAACACAACCCACGUCAAAUCUCACCGACCCAUUUCCUAUUUUCACUUCUAAAAUCCUCAACCACCCUUUUUCAAUUCAUCUCCGAUCAGCAUGCAGCAACUGAAGGUAGAUACGUGUUGAAUGAAAGUUAAACAGAACCAACAAAGAUUCGUAACAAUCUAUAAUUAACGAUGUCGAAUGAUGUUGUGAAAGUGAAGAGAGAAACGAUUGCAGCAUGCAUGACCUGUCCACUAUGUAACAAUUUGUUCAAACAACCUACAACUAUAUCUGAAUGUCUUCACACGUUUUGCAGGAAAUGCAUUUAUGACAAAUUUACUGAUGAGGAUUUGGAAUGCUGUCCAGUAUGCAACAUUGAUUUGGGUUGUGUUCCACUUGAGAAACUAAGGCCUGACCACACUAAGCAAGAUGUAAGGGCCAAAAUCUUCCCCUUAAAGGGAAGAAAGGUGAAAGCACCUGAACCUGAAGCUGUCGCCGCCUCAGAACCAUUGCCAGCUAAAAGAAAGGAGAGAUCUCUUUCGUCUUUGGUGGUCAACACACCAAGGGUAUCUGUGCAAACAACCAUGACAGGAAGAAGAACGAAACCUACCAGAAAGGCUAGCAGUCUGCGGUCCUCUAGUUUUUCCAUUGAUAAAUCAAUUAAAAAAGAGGCAGAACUACUGGAUGACUGUCCCGAGAGUUCAAGCUCACCUGAAGCUUCAAAUAAGUUGCGUCAGAACAACGGACAGCAGAGUGAGGGUAGUCAAUCCGCACCAAAUAGAGUAACAGAGAACGAUUCCAAAACAUGUGACGCAAAGAUGGAUCUUUGGAAACCGUUGAAUUGUUUAGUAGAGGUCGCAAGCAGGACUAAAUCUUUGAAGUCUAAUAAUAUACAAGGGUCUGAUGCUAAACCAGAACCUGCUCAAGCAAAUGAGAGUGGCUCUCAAGUGCAGAAAAUCAAAAAUAAGGAAAAGAAACGCAAGGCAAAAGUUGAGGAUGAAAGUAUUAGCCCAUUUCCCGUUUCUUCAGAUACAGCAAAACCCAAUAAAUUGCGCAGAGUACGCAGGAAAAAGGAACCUUUUGGAGAAUCAGGCAUAUCACCCCAAGCUGUGGUUGAUUCUACCGGCAGUAAACUCUUUAAGGGUGGUCCAAUUUGGUUCUCCUUAGUAGCUUCUGAAAAUCAAGAAGGAGACACACCCUUGCCACAAAUUCCUGCAAGCUAUGUGAGAAUAAAGGAUGGAAGCGUACCUGUCUCAUUUAUCCAAAAAUACCUAAUGAAGAAACUCGAUCUGACCAAUGAAACUGAGAUUGAGAUUAUAUGUAUGGGACAACCAGUUCUCCCUACAUUGACACUACAUAAUUUGGUUGAGCUGUGGCUUGAUUCAACAGCGUCCACAUCACACCGAAUUCCGGCUAUUAUUGGAUCCUCAGCAAAGGAUUUUGUCAUGGUCCUUGCUUAUGCCCGGAAAUCUCCACGCCCUUGAUCAUGGUUACCCCCCCAUUGACAUCACCUUGGUAAUCAUCACUGCAUCAUUGUUGCUGGCGGUACUAUAUUAGAUAGAAAUUCUUCCUUCUCCAUAAAAACAAACCCCUUCUGUACCAUUAGUUUAGAGCAUCUUGAUCUGGUUUGGUCAUACUGUAAUGAUCAUUUUAUCCGGAUUUUUUAAGACUGUUUUUCCCUUUUUUUUUUUUCCUUCCUUUUUACAUUAUCUUGUUAUUCCAAUAAUUUGGAGUUAACAUGUGGAUUAGGUAGCUACAGCCUACAGGCCAACAUACUGGUCAUAAGAUAUAAUUUGUUGGGAAUUUGAUAUUUGAA